AUGUUAAGCCCGCUUACAAAGUUACCGACUAAUGCCAAAGUGGCAGUCGUUGGAAGUGGUGUUGCCGGCCUGAUGUUCACUUAUUUCCUAGGUAAACUAAGGCCUGAUGUGACAAUCCACUUGAUAGAGUCUCAAAAAAGAACUGGUGGAUGGAUCAAAUCCUUGGAUACCAAGGAUAAGAAUAAUGAACCAGUGAUGUUAGAGCAGGGUCCUCGUACGCUUAGAGGCGUCUCCGACGGAACAGUUCUUAUUGUCGAUACCUUGAAGGAUCUCAAUCAACAAUCAAUUGUACAAUGCAUCAGUGCGAAUGCAGAGGCCAAUAGGAAGUUUCUGUUAGACCCAAAUGACAAGUUGGCUCAAGUUCCCAAUUCCCCAGCGACCGCUAUAGAGUUUCUAUGCAAUCCUCUCGGCAAGGGACUCAUCACUGGUUUCCUAGGCGAACCUUUCAGAAGGCCUCCGAGCCACCCAGGCCAGGAUGAGAGUGUUAGCUCAUUUAUCAAGAGGCGAUUUGGAAGUGAUUAUAUUGGUAAUAAUAUAUUAAGUGCUGUCUUCCAUGGAAUAUAUGGGGACGAUAUCGACAACAUGAGUGCCAAAAGGACCGUGAGGAAAUUGUUUGAUUUGGAGACUAAGUACGGUUCGAUUAUGAAAGGUUUUUACAACAGUAAAUCUGAUCCUAAUGAGAAACAUCAAUUGAGUCAGCUACUAAGCGACUACCAACGAGCAUUCAAUAAGGAUGAGGCCGAGUUGAAGGGACUUUCCACUAAAUUGCACAAGUAUCCCAUGCUAGGCCUGAAGGGAGGUCUGGAGAUGUUUCCGCAUCUCGUCAGACAAAGCUUGAACAAACUAUCAAACGUGAAUUUGAUAAGCGGCGAAAAAGUUAUCAAGAUCAACCAAGGCAAAGAACAGGAGGGACUCAGCGUGCAGUUGUCACAGGGAAAGUCUCUCACCGGCCUCAACCAUGUCAGAUUGACCCCAACUCCAGCGCGAAUCUCACCAAUGAUUGACAACGAACAACUGGCCAAGGAAUUUGCCAAGAUCAAGGCAAAUAGUAUAUUACUUGUGAAUUUUUACCUGCCCAAAAAAGACGCCAUAGCUAGGAAAUACCAUGGCUUCGGCUAUCUUUGUCCCAAAUCAAGCAAAAACCCUCAAGGACUACUCGGUGUCAUCUUCGACUCUGUCAUCGAAAGAAGUUUUCAGCCGCUAUUCCAGAAUAUGGAUGCAAACCAGAAAUCAUCUUCACCCGAACAGUAUACAAAGCUUACCGCUAUGCUAGGGGGGCACUACUUGAAUCACCAUUCGUCAGAGACAGUACCGUCUCAAGAGCUUACCAUCCGCGCAGUAAAAGACUCACUUAACACCCACUUAGGAAUCUCAUCUCAGGACCUUGAAGACGGUAUGUGGGCAUUUACCGUCGCUGAAAAGUGUCUCCCUCGCUUCUCAGUCGGGUACGACGCUUGGCAGGCUUCGGUCGAGCAAGAACUUCAGAAAGCAUACAAAGGAACCGUCUCAGUGGGCGGAAUGGGCUUUGCUAAGGGACCUGGAGUUCCCGACGUCAUCGCUGAUGGUUUACAGGACGCCAUCAAGCUAGCAUAG
This is a messenger RNA of Torulaspora delbrueckii, 1593 nucleotides long. RefSeq names its product oxygen-dependent protoporphyrinogen oxidase (gene HEM14). Lineage: Eukaryota; Fungi; Ascomycota; Saccharomycetes; Saccharomycetales; Saccharomycetaceae. Gene Ontology annotation, molecular function: protoporphyrinogen oxidase activity, oxygen as acceptor. Gene Ontology annotation, biological process: heme biosynthetic process. The transcript has a single exon. Bases 1 to 1593 code for a protein of 530 amino acids. The record is from RefSeq and is a predicted model, not a curated record. Gene Ontology annotation, cellular component: mitochondrial inner membrane.